AUGGGAUCUCUCACUCCAGAACAGGUGGCAUUCUACCACCAAAACGGGUACCUUUUAUUGCGGGUCACAGAGCAUCAGCUGGUGGACCCGGUGGCCUUGAAAGAAUGGACAGAAGAGAUCAAGGCUUGGCCCCGGGUCAAGGGCAAGUGGAUGCCUUAUGACGAGAUCAAUAUCAAUGGGCAGCGUCAGCUUAUGCGCACUGAGCGAUUCAUUGAUUUCCAUCCGAAAUACAAGGAAUUAGUCUGCGGAAAGAAACUAGGAGACAUCCUGAAGGCUGUUUCUGGCGAUGAUAUGUUGCUUUUCAAAGAUAAGAUCAACUAUAAGCAACCUGACGGUAACGGGUUCCAGGCACACCUCGAUGCUCCAGCCUAUGAUCACAUUGGUCGCAUCGAACAUGUGACAGCAACCUUAGCUAUUGAUGCUGCGACCAUUUCAAAUGGAUGCCUUGAGGUUGUGCCCGGCUCACAUAGGAUGAAGGUGGACUUUGUGGAGGGGGGGCGCAUCAAGCCUGAAUGGGAACACGCCCAUGAAUGGGUUUCUAUCCCGCUGGAGGCAGGCGAUCUUCUAAUCUUUGGUUCACACCUUGCGCAUCGAUCGGCUCAAAACAGGACUCAGGGUAGCCGAUCAAGUCUCUAUGCUACUUUCCAUUCUAAAAGUGAUGGUCUGGACUUGAGAGAGAAAUAUUACAAGCACCGGAUGGAAAUGUUUCCUCCUGAACAUGAACGUGAAGAGGGCAAAGAUUAUUCUCAAGGAUAUAAAAUAUAUGGUUUUGCCGCGCCUUUCACUCCAAUUGACCAGAAUGUCACCCCGUGCGAUAUAGCUGGCCAGUCAUGA
Penicillium macrosclerotiorum is the source of this 834-nucleotide messenger RNA. Its product is annotated as phytanoyl-CoA dioxygenase family protein. The record is from RefSeq and is a predicted model, not a curated record. The transcript has 3 exons. Bases 1 to 834 code for a protein of 277 amino acids. Lineage: Eukaryota; Fungi; Ascomycota; Eurotiomycetes; Eurotiales; Aspergillaceae.